AUGGCAAUGGACACCAUGGUGGACAACCAACCCGAACCAGCGCCGCCUUUAGGGGACGCGGCGACCGCUGUCGAUAACUUUGGUGAUCUCCUCGCACAACUGCUGCAGUCACUGCCAGCAGAAUCGUCGCGGCUCUUCCUGUUGGCCCUCAGUGGCCUCUCUCCAAGCGAGAGCGCUGAACUUUGUCGCUACGUCGACCGUCUCCGUGACGAGAAGCAGUUUCGCGUGGUCAAAGCGAUGGCCGAGUCGACGUUUGAAGGCAAAAAGAAAUUCAUCAUGAAUCUGCGGAAAAAGUUUCAGGUCCAACAGGCAAAACUGGCGGAAGUGCAGGCGCAGGAGGAACGGGCGAUGGAAUCGCAUAAUAUGCGCAAACAGGCAAUAAAUGCUGCUGGUCGGGUCAAAAUCAUGAACAGUGGUGCUAACAAAUUCCACUCAUUUAACGCGGUCGUGGGUCCUGACGGCAAGGAAAUCUACGUCAACAAACUUACAGCGCAGAAUCUGGCUGGUAUGCCGAAUGCAGACGGUGUUGUCGUGGGUCGGUCACUGUCUUCGUCGUCCGUGGGGAUCUCGAAAGAGGAUAUUUCGCAGAUGGGGCGAUUGCUGAGCAACUCACACAUUAACGAAUCGGAGAUGAAUCUGCGCGAGCUUGAAAUCAAUAAGAAGGGCUUCAUGUUUGGUGGCAACACUACAUCAAGUUCCACACACGACGAUGAUGACGGGUCAGCAGUCAAGCGCGACCGUCCACAGAGUAGUCGACUGCUCGUAGAAGGCGAGCAGAAGCCUACGCAACGUACGCGCUCUGACACUGGCUCAUCAGUACCAGCUGGAGAUAAUGAGAACAGCGAAAGUUGUACCAGCAACGCUGAAGGCGUGGAGGAUCCGGAUGCUCCAACAACCAAGCGCUGGACUAAGGGCCAAGACACUGCUCUUCGGGAAAGUGUGCGUAUCCACGGCGAAAAGAACUGGAAGGCUAUUGCCGAGCUCGUACCAGGUCGAAAUCACGCUCAAUGUUUGCAACGUUGGCGCAAGGUUCUGAAGCCAGGCCUUGUGAAGGGUCAUUGGUCGUUCGAAGAGGAUCAGGUACUAGAGUAUCUCGUGACGCAGGGUUGCAACAAUUGGGGCCAGAUUGCAGAGCGAAUCCCAGGGCGUACACCGAAGCAGUGCCGUGAACGAUGGAAAAACCACUUGGACCCUGCGAUCAAUAAGGGCCCUUACACUGAAGAAGAAGAUUCGGUGAUCCUUACUGCACAGGCGAGGCUUGGGAAUAAAUGGUCGCAAAUUGCGCAGCUUUUGAAGGGUCGUACGGAAGACUCGGUAAAAAUCCGCUGGAAGUCGCUCAAGCAGAAUCCCAGUAAGGCUGCAGCUUCGCACGCGCAACACAAGAAGAACCAGCAGCAGGCACAAGCUGCUGCCGCACAACAAGCGGCAAUGGGCUACAAUAACUCGGCGUUGAUGCGUCAGCGACAGUUGCAAUUGUUGCAACAGCAGCAACAUAUGCAGGCACACAAUGCUGAAGCUGUGCAGCAGCUCGAUCAACAGCAGCAGAUGCAGCAAAUGCGUCUUCACGAAAAGCUCAUGCAGCAACAGCUACAGCAGGGUCAGCACGUCAGCCACGUUGCCAUGCUCACGGAGGACCUGAAGGCCGAGCCGUACCAGCAGAACCGCGGUAUGCUCAUGAGUCACUCGCCUGGUGGUGAUCCGAGUCUGUUCGCUGCUGGCUCGUAUGCUCAACAGCCGUAUGCCCCUCAGCAGCAAUACGAGAGUCAAGAUUAUGUCGCCAACAAUAGCUACGAUCCGCGGUAUUACGAACGGCAGACAUCUACUGGAGCGGUUAGUCAAGGCACGUCUCCAGCGCAUCAGAUGGACCACCAGCAGCAGAAUGCCGGUGAGACCUGGCUUGUACCUGGAGCCGCCGGUACGAACGGGGACAUGAUUCAAGACGGGAUGCCUCGAAUGGUGGACAGCCAACAGCAAGCUCAGCAGGCCCAGCAGCCUGGCGCCAAUAGUGCGAGCAUGUGGGAUUCGUAUCCACGUCAACAAGAUACGUCACAGCUGAGUCCGCUGGGUCUGCAGGCACUGUUGCAAGAUCCUGCGCGUGGUGGUGCAUUGGACCCAAGCUUUUACCAGUCGAUGGGGCAACAGGAGCAAGAGCAGCAGCAGUCUCCAUUCCCAUACGAAAGCGGUUUGUCGAGUUUUGACAGCUCCUCAACGAUGGCGUUUUCACACACGCAGGCGCUGUAA
Peronospora matthiolae is the source of this 2241-nucleotide messenger RNA. The record is from the annotation of a GenBank genome assembly. Lineage: Eukaryota; Oomycota; Peronosporomycetes; Peronosporales; Peronosporaceae.